AUGCAAGAUGAAGAAAGAUACAUGACAUUGAAUUUACAAUUGAAAAAAAGGAGUUCUAGCCAAACGUCGCAACUUAAAUUUAAAGAUUGUUCUGUGAUGUUGCACUGGUAUAAAAUCUUAUUGGGGAUAUCUGGAACAGUAAAUGGUAUUCUGGUUUUGGCUUUGAUCUCCCUGUCUUUACUGGUUUCUCAGGGAAUAUUGCUAAAAUGCCAAGAAGCAAAGAAUUCAAAUAUCACCCAACAUGAUGAUAUUGGAAACCUGAAAAUGAACAGUGGCACAAGAGGAAAUAUAAGUAAUAAGGACACAAGCCACUGUGGUUCAAAAGCUACAGACCAUUCAGGGUUGUGCCCAUCUGAAUGGCUCAAAUAUCAAAAAAAGUGUUAUUGGUUCUCUAAUGAGAUGAAAAGUUGGAGUGACAGUUAUGGGUAUUGUUUGGGAAGAAAAUCUCAUCUACCAAUCAUUCAGGACCAACUUGAAAUGGCUUUUAUACAGAAAAACCUAAAACAAACAAACUAUGUGUGGAUUGGGCUUAACUUUACAUCACUGAAGAGGACAUGGACCUGGGUGGAUGGUUCUCCAUUAGAUUCAAAGAUAUUUUUCAUAAAAGGACCAGCUAAAGAAAAUAGCUGUGCUGCCACCAAGGGAAACAAAAUUUAUUCUGAAACCUGCAGCAGUGUUUUCAAAUGGAUUUGUCAAUCAAUCAAUAAUCAAUGA
Neomonachus schauinslandi (Hawaiian monk seal) is the source of this 714-nucleotide messenger RNA. Its product is annotated as killer cell lectin-like receptor subfamily F member 1. The transcript is spliced from 6 exons. The record is from RefSeq and is a predicted model, not a curated record. NCBI's taxonomy places the organism in Eukaryota, Metazoa, Chordata, Mammalia, Carnivora, Phocidae. The coding region runs from base 1 to 714 and encodes 237 amino acids.